Molecule: messenger RNA, 390 nt
Organism: Cyclospora cayetanensis
Lineage: Eukaryota; Apicomplexa; Conoidasida; Eucoccidiorida; Eimeriidae
Product: protein phosphatase inhibitor 2
Exons: 3
Coding region: 1-390 (129 amino acids)
Biological process (GO): regulation of signal transduction
Molecular function (GO): protein phosphatase inhibitor activity
Source: RefSeq, a predicted model, not a curated record
AUGCACACGUCGGUGUUGCAUUUUUGCUGCAUCUGGCCUUGCUGUUAUCGUCGGCGCUUCUGCUUCAGUCCGCUUGGCAUUCGCUGGGAUGAGGAGAUGAUUGCUGAACACGAUUUGUUGCGAGGAACUCGGAUCCCCAUUACGGAGCCCAAGACGCCUUAUAACAGGGAAAGGGUGGACGAUGAAGAGCCUGAAGAGCAGCCGCAGGCUGUGGAUCCAUCUGAAUUGGCUGCCCGACUGGUGCAGCUUGAGGACAGCAACACCGAGCAGCAAAAACAGGUGCACCAGGAAAAGGAUUUUAGGGAGAGGAGGAAGCAGCAUUAUAACGAAUUUCAUCAGAGCAAGUUGAUGCUUCAGUCUCUUAAAGAUGAAGACGAGGACGAAGAGUAG